UUCUACAUCUUUUUCUUUCAAACAAAUAAAAAAAACCCUCUGUAUUCAUCUAUAUUACGCUUCUCUAGUCUUUAUUUUGAAUAAAAAGAUAUAGAAUCCAUGCAUUGGCAUGAUAUAACUUUGGAAAUUAAGAUUUCUACAAGUUUGCUGAAAAUAUUUUAAAAGUUGUGUCUCGAACAAUGAAUUUACCAAAUUACUGUUUGCAGAAUUUCAUGAGAAUUCAGAACUUUAAGGGAGUUUAGAAUAAUCUAGCCCAAUGGCAGAAAUCUAGGCAAAUGGAGAGCAAGGGAGAUUAAGUGGGCUUGCUUGUGAUUACCAAGGUAAGGAGUAGCAGCCUAGAAUUCACAUCUGACUAUUCUUCAUGAUGUGGCUCUCUUUCUACUCUGCCAAUCCUCCUCAGAGUUCCGCUGGGACAGAGAAUUUGAAGUGACUAUUAAGGAGUCCCAAGAAUGAAGAUGUUUCAAGAUCAAACGAAGUAUAAAUGUCACAAAUAACAACUUUUAAAAUAUAAAUUAACAUUGUAUCAGAUCAAUUGAUGUAAUUCAAUUUUCAUAAUUUUGUGGUAGUGUAUUGUUUCUUUACUUACACUUUUUCUCUCUGUCCUUUCAUAGCAGGUAGAAAACAAUGGGACCAACAACAGUAAUGGUAUGGAAGCUACUAAAGAAACUGAGAAAGUAAAUGAUGCUCUUAGAAGUAAAGGAGAUGGCAUUUCUGACAAAGGAUCCCGUGGUGUGGCAGGGAAAGUUGACAAUGAACCUAUUGGAAACAACCUGAAAACAAAACUAGGAGGAAAAAUUGGACACAGAAACAUUGGCAGUGAAAGCAAUAGUGAUGGAUAUGAUGAGAGCUAUGAUUUUGACAAUGAAUCUAUGCAAGGAGAUGAUCCUAAUAGCAGUAAUGAUGAAGCCAAGUCUGAAAGUGAGGAUAUCAGUAAUAGUGAGGGCAAUGAUUCUAAUGAACCUGAUGAAUCAGCUGGUGAUAGUAAUGGUAGUGACUCACCAGAAAGAGAAGAUGAAAAUAGUGAUAAUGUUUCAGACACUAGUGAUGAUGAUAGUGACAGCACCAAUAAUGACAGUGAUAGUGGUAACAAUAGUGAUGGAGACAUAGCAAAUGGCAGUAGUGAUAGUGACAGCAAUGGCAGUGACAGUAAAUCUGAUAGUGAUAACAGUGAUAGUGAGAGCAAAUCUGAUAGCAGUGACAGUAGUGAUAGUAGUGACAGUAGUGAUAGCAGUGACAGCAGUGAUAGCAGUGACAGCAGUGAUAGCAGUGACAGCAGUGAUAGUGAUAGCAAAUCUGAUAGCAGUGAUAGCAGUGAUAGUAGUGAUAGCAGUGAUAGCAGUGACAGCAGUGACAGUAGUGACAGCAGUGAUAGUGAUAGCAAAUCUGAUAGCAGUGAUAGCAGUGAUAGUAGUGACAGCAGUGACAGCAGUGAUAGUGAUAGCAAAUCUGAUAGCAGUGACAGCAGUGAUAGUAGUGAUAGCAGUGACAGCAGUGAUAGUGAUAGCAAAUCUGAUAGCAGUGAAAGCAGUGAGAGCAGUGAAAGCAGUGAUAGUGAUAGCAAAUCUGAUAGUGACAGCAGUGAUAGCAGUGACAGCAGUGAUAGUGAUAGCAAAUCUGAUAGUGACAGCAGUGAUAGCAGUGACAGCAGUGAUAGCAGUGAUAGUAGUGAUAGCAGUGAUAGUAGUGACAGCAGUGAGAGCAAAUCAGAUAGCAGUGACAGCAGUGAUAGUAGUGAUAGCAGUGACAGUAGUGAUAGCAGUGAUAGCAGUGACAGUAGUGAUAGCAGUGAUAGCAGUGAUAGUGAUAGCAAAUCUGAUAGCAGUGAAAGCAGUGAGAGCAGUGAAAGCAGUGACAGCAGUGAAAGCAGUGACAGCAGUGAUAGUGAUAGCAAAUCUGAUAGUGACAGCAGCGAUAGCAGUGACAGCAGUGAUGGUGAUAGCAAAUCUGAUAGUAGUGACAGUAGUGAUAGCAGUGACAGUAGUGAUAGUGAUAGCAAAUCUGAUAGUAGUGAUAGCAGUGACAGUAGUGAUAGCAGUGAUAGUAGUGACAGCAGUGAUAGUAAUGGCAAAUCUGAUAGUAGUGACAGCAGUGAUAGUAGUGAUAGCAGUGACAGUAAGGAUAACAAUGGUAAAUCUGAUAGCAGUGACAGCAGUGAUAGUGGGAGUAAAUCUGAUAGUGGUGACAGCAGUGACAGUAGUGACAGCAGUGACAGCAGUGAUAGUAGUGACAGCAGUGAUAGUGACAGCAGUGAUAGUGACAGCAGUGACAGCAGUGAUAGCAGUGAUAGCAGUGAUAGUAGUGAUAGCAGUGAUAGUAGUGACAGCAGUGAGAGCAAAUCAGAUAGCAGUGACAGCAGUGAUAGUAAAUCUGAUAAUAGUAAUAGCGACAGUGAAUCUGAUAGUAGCAACAGCAGUGAUAGCAGUGACAGUGACAGUAAAUCUGAUGAUAGCAGUGACAGUAGUGAUAGUAACAGUACUGAAAGCAACCAUCAAGGCAAGUCUAAAAAUGAUACCAACAAUGGAAGUGACAGUGAUAGUGACAGUGUCAGUGAAGGCAGUGAUAGUAACCAUCUAACAAGUGAUGAUUAGAAUAAAGACCAGGAAGUGGUAAGUUCCACCUGUGAAAAGCUCUAGUAAUUUCUAAAAAGUAAAAAUUUCUGUGAGAGAAAGUGAAAUGAAAGUGAGGCAUCACCUCAGAC
Messenger RNA from Sarcophilus harrisii (Tasmanian devil), 2698 nucleotides. RefSeq names its product dentin sialophosphoprotein. Gene Ontology annotation, cellular component: nucleus; cytoplasm. The coding region runs from base 648 to 2588 and encodes 646 amino acids. Lineage: Eukaryota; Metazoa; Chordata; Mammalia; Dasyuromorphia; Dasyuridae. The record is from RefSeq and is a predicted model, not a curated record. Gene Ontology annotation, molecular function: collagen binding. Gene Ontology annotation, biological process: odontoblast differentiation; dentinogenesis. The transcript has a single exon.